ACAAAAGAUAAAUAAUGAGAGAAGAAGGAUCUCAUGUUAUCGUUCUGCCUUUCCCAGGACAAGGCCACAUAACUCCCAUGUCUCAGUUCUGCAAACGCUUAGCCUCAAAAGGUCUUAAGCCCACUCUUUUCCUCGUCUCCGACAAACCCACGCCUCCAUACAAAACAGAGCACGACUCAGUCACUGUCUUCCCCAUCCCCAAUGGCUUUCAAGAAGGCGAAGAGCCUUUGCAAGACCUCGAUGAUUACAUGGAAAGAGUAGAAACCAGCAUCAAAAACAGCUUACCGAAGUUGAUUGAAGACAUGAAACUGUCGGGAAAUCGUCCUAAGGCUCUAGUGUACGACUCCACCAUGCCAUGGCUUCUUGAUGUAGCUCAUAGUUAUGGUUUGAGGGGUGCCGUGUUUUUCACGCAGCCUUGGCUUGUAACAGCUAUUUACUACCAUGUUUUCAAGGGUUCCUACUCUGUGCCGCCAACAAAGUACGGUCACUCUACGUUAGCAUCUUUCCCGUCGUUCCCGAUGCUUAAUUCGAAUGAUUUGCCGUCUUUCCUCUGUGAAUCGUCCUCUUACCCCAAUAUACUAAGGAUUGUGGUCGAUCAGCUCUCAAACAUUGAUCGAGUUGAUAUAGUUUUGUGCAACACUUUCGAUAAAUUGGAGGAAAAGGUGUUGAAAUGGGUCCAAAGCUUGUGGCCAGUCUUGAAUAUUGGACCAAUGGUUCCAUCGAUGUUUUUAGACAAACGUCUGUCCGAAGACAAAAACUACGGAUUUAGCCUCUUCAAUGCAAAAUUCACGGAAUGCAUCGAGUGGCUAAACUCAAAGCAGCCUAAUUCUGUUGUCUAUGUAUCAUUCGGAAGUUUGGUGGUUCUAAAAGAAGAUCAAAUGAUGGAACUCGCGGCGGGUCUAAAACAGACGGAACGUUUCUUUUUGUGGGUUGUGAGAGAGACAGAAACAGACAAAAUCCCAAGAAACUUUGUAGAAGAAAUCGGUGAGAAAGGACUGAUAGUGAGCUGGAGCCCUCAGCUUGAAGUACUUGCACACAAAUCGAUCGGCUGUUUCUUGACACACUGUGGAUGGAACUCGAUGUCAGAGGGAUUGAGUUUGGGAGUUCCAAUGAUUGGUAUGCCACAUUGGACAGAUCAGCCAACAAAUACAAAGUUCAUGGAGGAUGUGUGGAAGGUUGGGGUUAGGGUUAAAGCAGAAGACGAUGGGUUAGUGAGAAGAGAAGAGAUUGUGAAACGUGUGGGAGAAGUAAUGGAAGGAGAGAAAGGGAAAGAGAUGAGAAAGAAUGCUGAGAAAUGGAAAGUGUUGGCUCGAGAAGCUGUUUCUGAAGGAGGUAGCUCUGAUAAGAGCAUAAAUGAGUUUGUUUCUAUGUUUUGGUGAACGAUUGAAAUGUGUAAGUAAUUUACAACUCCCUAUUCCAAGUUCCGUAUGCCAAAGGAAAAGGAACUUUCUAAUGAAAAUUUCAUACCAGCAGGCAUGCUCACAUCAGCUCGUCUAUCUCCAUCUAGUCAAAAGAAUUGAGGAAAAGAGUUUCAGUUUUCAGAAGUCAAAAGACUGAUGAGCCAAUUGGUGACAAAUUCGAACGUUAGGAUCUUCACAAAUUGGAUUGGAUACAUUGCAAAAAUCAUGUUUUAUUUUAUUUUAAAAUAUUAUUGUUAUUAAUAAGAGUUUGUG
Messenger RNA from Capsella rubella, 1673 nucleotides. RefSeq names its product UDP-glycosyltransferase 74E2. Gene Ontology annotation, molecular function: UDP-glycosyltransferase activity. Lineage: Eukaryota; Viridiplantae; Streptophyta; Magnoliopsida; Brassicales; Brassicaceae. The transcript is spliced from 2 exons. The record is from RefSeq and is a predicted model, not a curated record. The coding region runs from base 15 to 1379 and encodes 454 amino acids.